GGCGCACUUUCUCCUUCUAUAAUCACACAUUAAAGUGACUUGAAACCAUUCCUCCAGACCCGGGCCCCCAUGGGCACCCAUCCGAGCCCGGGCCGCCCCCCCUUGGGCUCCGUGCCUGGUCAUGCUAGCGCCAAAACCUUUCGUUGAAAACCAAGGGGUUUUUUAAUUUACGAAAAGUCCAAUUGCGCAAUUAUAUGGUCAAUGAAAACACAGCUACUGAACACACAUCAUUUGAAUUGCAUUUCUUACGUAAUGGAAACAUCACAAUUUCAAAAUGGUGUUUUGUCAACAUCAGGGGGAUAUCGACAUCGUUUUGCGUGCUUUUGCAUUGGAAACGCAGUGACUGGUGACUGCGAAAUAUGGAUUAGUCUGAUUACAAAAUUAUAGAGUUUCUUCUGAAAUUGUGUAAAAACCUCUGAAUGAUCUUGAAGACUAAUGUGUAUUUACAUAAACACAGUGGCUAAUGUAAAUUUGAUAAAGGGUUAAACUAUAUUAUGACACUGAUCUAACUCAAGACAAAAUGGGGGAGAAAAUUAAAAAAAUGUUCUUUAAAAUGUAAUACUAGAAAGCAGGAGACAGGUCCUCAUGAGAGUUUGAUGACUAUCUUUUAAGAGCAUCUAAUUCUUGGUUUGAGGGAAGAAGAAAAAAGAAAACUGCGUAAAUUGUCACAUGGUAAGCAAAACGCAGCAGUUUCCAGAAAGGCAGGUUCUCCUUCCUUCAGCUUAGAGAUAAAGUGCUGUGAAAAAGGAAACGGAAAAAAAAAGAGCAAAAAAAGACUUGGGGUUUUCACCCUGACGUUUCGUAUUGCAGAUCACACAGUUACUAUCAACGUAACCACACGCCGCAGUCAAGCCACAGCUUUGUUGUCAGCUUCACGUACGUUUCCCCGUCGUCACUUUAGAGAGGGAAAACGAGAAACAUGAAAACUACAGACUAGUCACUUUGAGUUCAGGAGGUACGAAGUAAUCAGAAAAGCUCAGAACUCUACUGAACAGCGCUGCGAAGCAGGUGGGAGGAAAUAAAUUGAGAAACUUGAAGAAGACGCUGAGCUGAUUCGCAGACAGGAUGAGAAGAAGAACAGCUAGAAAGUAACUGAUAUCCUCAAACCUCCUGGCCACACGUUGGAAAUCCAGCCAUCCUAGUGAUUCACAUCUCAAAGAAAAUAACUUGUGAAAAAAUGGUGACAACUAGGAUAGGACUCUUCCUUUUCCUUGUACUUUGUAUCUGCAGUGCGAAAGCUGAUAAUUGCCCCAGCCUUCCUCUAAAGAGUCUCACUUGCUACAGUGACUAUAACGAUGUUAUAAACUGUGUGUGGAACAGCUCUCAUGUCCAAAAUCUUACAGACGAUGUGUGCACAGUACAUGCAAAACAUCCUAAGUCGUACUAUAAAGCUUCCUGUGAGCUAAAGCCCAUUGAUGCCUCAAACCCAGCUUUAAAAAACUGCUCAAUGAAAUUCUGGAGGACCUUUACUUUCCAGUCAUUUCAUAACCUAACCCUUGAUGUGAGCUGCAUGCCUUCAAAACAUCGUGAAGUCAUUUACUACAUGCCAGCGUGUCACAUAAAGUUGAACCCACCAGGACAACCUAAUGUAAACCAGACCACUGUGACUUGGACCUAUCAAGUUGAAAGCGGCAGUAGAAUUAAGUAUUUCCAAUUUGACCUACAGUGGAAGCAAAAGGAUGAGUCAUGGACUGAUCUCCCCAUUCGGAAUAAAAUCGUCAAUUGUAAAAUUAUCUGCAACACUCAGCUGGAACCCAGUUGUAAUAUGAACAGGAUCGCUCAGCUGGAUUCCAGUUGGUUCAUAAAAGAUGAGACUUAUGAAGCUCGUGUUCGCGUGUUCUUUGAAGAAUCAAAUCUUUCGGGAACCUGGAGUGACUGGAGCCCGACGAGUUCAUGGGUGUCAGAAGUGGGAAAAACCCCAGAGUCGUUUGUGGAUUUUCCCACCACCAGGGGGUUUUUGAUCGUGGCAGUGGCGAGUCUUUUCCUCGCCGGCGUAGGCCUCUGUACACGCAAAAAACAACUGAUCUACGUAGUGAAAAGCUUUAAAGGCGAACCCAUACCGGACCCUGGGAAAUCUGAAAUUUUCCAGGACUGGUUUUCUCUGAACUCAAAAGGUCAAGAAGUUACUCUUUCUUCAAAGCCUGAAAAAUCUGCAGUCCAAAUGUGGCUAAGCUCCCACUUCACCGGGGAACAUGUUCAGUCUUUCUUGAGCUCAGUGGAUAUUGUCUCCUAUGAAGUAACCUCCACCGUGGACGCCAUGAAGUUCUGUAGACCAGAAAUAAAAAUUAUGCCAGAAAGCAACAGCUGCGACUCCAGCUGCUCCAGCUUCUCCAACCCCAGUUACUCUGAGCUCUGCUCUUCUGAUUGCGCACCCGGUAAGAAGCUGCAGCCCUGCGCGCCCGACGCCCCUUACAAACCAGCCGGUGGCCGAGGUGAAGAACAGGACUCUGAAAAGGAAAGCGAAGCCACGGUGAAAAAAGAACUGGAAAUGGUCAAGUUGCUUUUUAUGGGUGAUGAUAAACAGAAGGCAGUGAUCAUUUCAGACUACGAGAAGGUAGAAAAGCAGCAACUGCUGCAGCAGGCCGAGAGGUUCAGGCUAAACAGUGUAGAUUCGGGGAUGUGCAGCUGUGAGGAAGUCAGUCAGGAGAGCAUGGAAGCAGACAGUAUCAAUACAGCCGACGGACACGACGAAGGGACGAAGGAAGGAAAACAGGAGGACGAGGAAGGGGAGGGAGGGAACGCGAAAAAAAUAGAUUUCCAGAUGUUGUUUGGUAGCAGUGGGAACGUCUUGGGCAAAAACUCUAUCCAGACUUGUUUAGAUUACAAACAAAUCCCAAGGGUGCAACCUGAAAGCCCCGUGCCUCCGUGCCAGGAUUCAGGCGUUUGCACGACAGCAAAAGAGAACGAGGAACAGCAAGACAGCACAAAGGACGAAGACAAACCCUCCGAAACAACCCGCUUCCUUUCCCCACAUCAUCCUCCAGGGGCCCUACCACAGCAGCCUUUAAGCACCACUCUGAGUUCGUUUUUACCGCCUCUCCACGGUAACGACAUCCUGAAGCAGAUUGCUCUGUCAGGUAGCAUGCUGAGGCAGCCCUGUAGCGAUGGCUACAUGCCGGUGAAGCAGAGAGAGAGCUGAU
Poecilia latipinna (sailfin molly) is the source of this 3140-nucleotide messenger RNA. RefSeq names its product interleukin-2 receptor subunit beta-like. Gene Ontology annotation, molecular function: cytokine receptor activity. The coding region runs from base 1178 to 3139 and encodes 653 amino acids. The transcript is spliced from 12 exons. NCBI's taxonomy places the organism in Eukaryota, Metazoa, Chordata, Actinopteri, Cyprinodontiformes, Poeciliidae. Gene Ontology annotation, cellular component: external side of plasma membrane. The record is from RefSeq and is a predicted model, not a curated record. Gene Ontology annotation, biological process: immunoglobulin mediated immune response; cytokine-mediated signaling pathway.